Boeremia exigua is the source of this 1281-nucleotide messenger RNA. RefSeq lists its product as uncharacterized. The record is from RefSeq and is a predicted model, not a curated record. The transcript has 6 exons. Gene Ontology annotation, molecular function: lipid binding; protein binding. Gene Ontology annotation, biological process: endocytosis; plasma membrane tubulation; actin cortical patch localization. Bases 1 to 1281 code for a protein of 426 amino acids. NCBI's taxonomy places the organism in Eukaryota, Fungi, Ascomycota, Dothideomycetes, Pleosporales, Didymellaceae. Gene Ontology annotation, cellular component: actin cortical patch; medial cortex; Rvs161p-Rvs167p complex.
AUGUCCUGGAAGGGGCUGACCAAGUCGGUCGUGAGAACGCCGCAGACGUUCAAGCAGAAGUUCAACAUCGGCGAGAUCACAAAGGAUGCCAUCUACAUCGAUGCCGAGCGCCGCUUCACCGAGCUGGAGAAGGAGACGAAGAAGCUGCACGAAGAGUCCAAGAAGUAUUUCGAGGCCAUAAAUGGCAUGCUCACACAUCAGAUCGAGUUCUCCAAGGCCAUCGCCGAGGUCUACAAACCCAUCUCCGGACGAAUGUCGGACCCCACCUCGUUCCACGACGAAGGCAACACCGCCGGCAUCGAGGCCUGCGAACAGUACCAGGAGGUCGUCGGAGAACUGCAGGAGACGCUCAAGCCCGAGCUUGAGAUGAUCGAGUCCCGCGUCAUCUCGCCUGCGAACCAGCUGCUCGACAUCAUCAAAGCCGUGCGAAAGCUGGGCGCCAAGCGCGACCACAAGCAGCUCGACUACGACCGUCAUCGCACAGCCCUCAAGAAGCUGCAGGACAAGAAAGACAAGACGCUCAAGGACGAGAAGGCCAUGUACCGUGCCGAGAACGACGUCGAGCAGGCCACGCAGGACUACAUCUACUUCAACGAUCUCCUCAAGGACGAGCUGCCGAAGCUGUUUGCACUGGAAAGAGAGUUCAUCCAGCCUCUCUUCCAGUCCUUCUACUACAUGCAGCUGAACGUCUUCUACACUCUGCACGAGCGCAUGCAGCGGCUGGACAUUGGCUACUUUGACCUGGAGCUGGACAUUGAGGCUGCCUACGAGAAGAAGCGAGGAGACAUUCAGGCAGAGGCAGAAAAGCUAUCAGUCGUCAAGUUCAAGACCACAGGCGGCCGCACGGGCCCAGGAGCUGGGCGGCCAGGCGUAUCCAAGUACGCAACAAAAGCGCAGGAAGCCAAGGCGAACGAGGCAAAGCCUGGCCGCGCUUCAAUCUCCGAAGAGGCGCCCCCGCCACCAUACACUCCCGGCGCGUCCGGCGUCGUCGGAGACCUAAAGUCGCCGACAUUAUCGCAAGGGUCCUGGGGCUCCGCCGCGAAGGCAAAGGGCGCUCCACCACCGCCAAAACCAAAGCCUUCGCGCCUGAGUGGCAUGCCCGCCGCAGAAACCUGCACUGCGCUGUACGACUUUGAAGCGCAGUCCGAAGGCGACCUGAGUUUCCUGGCUGGCGACAUCGUUGAGAUCAUCACGCGGACGCAGAACGAGAACGAGUGGUGGACAGGCAAGGUCCGGGGCAAGUCGGGGCAGUUCCCAGGUAAUUACGUGAAGCUGAAUUAG